This is a messenger RNA of Castor canadensis (American beaver), 1572 nucleotides long. Its product is annotated as glutamate-rich protein 6. NCBI's taxonomy places the organism in Eukaryota, Metazoa, Chordata, Mammalia, Rodentia, Castoridae. The record is from RefSeq and is a predicted model, not a curated record.
ACAUUUAGGAAAGACAUGUCUGAAGUGGAGUUAGAUAGGAAUAUCUAUCAGAGUCUGUAUCCAGGAAUUCCAAUAUCGGUUCAAACAGAAGAUAGUUGGCUUCAAGACACUUCUGGUAGAAAGUCCCCAAGAAAGAAAACAGUCUUUGCUGUGCAGGAAGAAGUGCCUGAGCACCUGGCUUCUAAGUUAAGAGAAAAAUGGGUAAUAAAUCCAGAAGAGCUAAAACUAAGUAUUUUAUGUGAGUUUGAGUUUAAGGAAGACUUUAUAACACUCUUCGAGUCCCCCCUGAGAACGCUGCCCAGCAUUGGGCCACCGUCCAUUCUGUCCUACAGACAGGAGCGUCCCAACUUGGACGUCCACUUCCAGGAUGAAGAGGAGGAGCAGUCGCCUAAGUGUGAGUUUUGUGGAAGUGAUCUGCAGGAGUUCAUCUCCCACGUGGACUUUUGCUCUCAACCAAGAGAACUGGUUUCCUGUUGUCUUCAUUUUCAAAGUCUGGUCGACUACAUCUGUGAGGAAAAUGAAAAGCAGAGCCCUAAAUCUGAAUUAAUCAGUAUUAAGCCUCACGCAGCCCAUGGCAAUGAAGUGGAUCGACUGAAGGCCAAAGAGAAAGCCAUACAGAGGAAACAGGAGCGACAGCUGGCCAGACAUUUCACAGUAAUAACAAAUGAACAGAGCAACUCACCUGAAGAAGAGUCAAAGCACUUAAAAACGAUUUCUUAUCAACUCUCUGUGGAUGUGCCAGAAAAAGAGGAGACUGAAGACAGACUUGACUUUUACGUAAAAAACUGUAACAUGUCCAUUGUUGGCUGUGAUUCUAGGAAAGCCUGUGGGAAGGUUGUGAGUGACGAGCUGUUGGAGAAGCACUACAAGCACGGGAGCAAGUUCCUGACCUCGCUUCCAGACGGGACAACCCAGAUAUUUUACCCGUCUGGAAACCUGGCCAUCAUCCGAGUGCCCAACAAGACCAGUGGUUUCACCUCCAUAGUCCAAGAAGACGCAUCCACCGACCCCGCCAUCCUGGCCGUGCUCAACUCCUCGGGCAGAAGCUCCUGCUACCAUCCCAAUGGCAACGUCUGGGUAUACAUCAACUUCCUAGGAGGUCAGUAUUCGGACGAAGCUGGCAACAGAGUAAGGGCCUGGAACUGGUCAGGCUCCAUCGCCUCGUCUUCGUCCUUCGUUUCAUUUAAACCUGUCUUUCUGGCUUUGAACCGUUACGUCGGAGUCCGCAUCUUAGAGCAAGACAAGAUCGCCAUCACCUUCCUGGCCAUGGGGCAGCAGGCACAGAUCAGUGUUGGAACCAAAGUGAAGCUCACCCACUCGGAGGACAUCCCCGCGCUGCAGCACCUGAGUGAAGAGGACCUUCUGCUGCUGGCCAGCCUCAUAAAGAUCCGCUGCCUGUUCUCCAAGCUGGAGGGGUGCGUGAGCUUCCCCUCGGGCCAGGCUUGGGAGAAAUUAAAGCAGCCGUCCUACCUUUCUUCACUUUCCCUGAAGCUGUUUGCCCUCUGUCGCAAUUCGGGAGCAAAUCAAGACAUAAUGGCAACAGUUAGAGGCUUAAUAAAUGGAGAGAUUUAA